AUACUCUCCUCUAGACCGGCCACAUGUGCCAGCACCUACAUCCAUCAAUUCCAACUUUCCAAGUGAGGCGUACAGAAUCAUUUCCAUCGCAGAAAUUAAGCAAAGACCCGAUCACACACUCACUCACUCGAUCACCUACCUAGCCGCUCUGCUGCUGACACCACCAAACACACAUACACACUAGCUAAGCUGCUGCUGCUGCUUGCUUUGUCAUGGCGUCGCCGAAGAAAGCAAAGCCGCGGGCGAGGCGGCCCCUGCUGCUCCGGCGAGCCAUGCUGCAUUCCUCCCUCUGCUUCCUCCUCGGCCUCCUUGCCGGCCUCGCCCCGGCCUUCCGCUGGACCCACGUAGCAUCAACCGCGGCCACCGCCCACGUCUUCCGCGCGCUCCACGCCGUCGACGGCGCCUUCAACCACACCGUGCUCCUGCUCCAGCAACAGCAGCGGCAGCUGCAGCACGGACCCGUCGACGUCGCCGUCACCGCCCUCCCCUCGCCGCCGCCAGAGCCGGAGCCGCUGCGCCAGCCGCAGCUGCUGCUGGUCGUGACGGCCACGGAGCGGUCGGACCCGGAGAGGCGCGCAGCAGGGCUCACCCGCGCGGCGCACGCACUCAGGCUCGUGCCCCCGCCGGUGCUGUGGCUGGUGGUGGAGCGGGCGACGGAGGCCCCGGACACGGCGCGGCUGCUGCGCGGCGCCGGGGUGUCGUACCGGCACCUGACCUACCCCGAGAACUUCACGGCAGACGGCGUCGGCACGGAGAAGGAGCGGCACCACCAGCGGAACGUGGCGCUGGGGCACGUGGAGGAGCACCGCCUGGCCGGGGUCGUGCUCUUCGCCGGCCUCGGCGACGUCUACGACCUCCGCUUCUUCGACCAGCUCAGGCAGAUCAGGACGUUCGGUGCGUGGCCGGUAGCGACGGUGUCGGAGCGCGAGCGGAAGGCGACGGUGGAAGGGCCGGUGUGCGGAGGCUCGCCGUCGGCGGUCAACGGCUGGUUCUCCACGGCCGACGCGACGCCGACGGUGAGGGCGGCGAGGCCGCCGGCGGGCACCGUGGACGUGGCGCGCUUCGCGUUCGGCAGCGCCCUGCUCUGGAACCCGCACCGGUGGGACCGCUUCCCCGUCUCCGAGCCCGACGCCUCACAGGAUUCGGUAAAGUUUGUGCAACGAUUGGCCGCAGAGGAGUACAACGAGUCGAGAGGAAUGCCCGAUCCCGACUGCUCGGAGAUCAUGGUGUGGCGUGGAGAUCAGCUCGUCGCUACCUAGAUUGCUCUGGAUAAAUGAUAAUCAUAAUAUACAUAUACCUACCCACAUACUCCCUCCGUUCCAAAUUACGUACUUGUCGUGGUUUUUGUUCAAAUUGUAAUUUGAAACAGAGGGAGUACAUGUCUAUGCACGUUGAUCGCAACACGGCUAAGCAGGUUUUGUUAGCUACCCAUUACUAGCAGCUCCAAAUACGGGGGCAAAAUGAUAAUGUAAUAGCCCUCGCAAAAAAAUGAUACUGUAAUAGGUAAUCAAGUAGCUUUCCGUGCACAAUGAUCAUGCAUGCAAUUUUGUCUUUUGCCACUAAUAUAUAUACAUAAAAAUGAUUGUUGCCUUA
Triticum dicoccoides is the source of this 1593-nucleotide messenger RNA. RefSeq names its product probable beta-1,4-xylosyltransferase IRX9. Gene Ontology annotation, biological process: plant-type secondary cell wall biogenesis; glucuronoxylan biosynthetic process. NCBI's taxonomy places the organism in Eukaryota, Viridiplantae, Streptophyta, Magnoliopsida, Poales, Poaceae. The record is from RefSeq and is a predicted model, not a curated record. Gene Ontology annotation, cellular component: Golgi membrane. Bases 213 to 1259 code for a protein of 348 amino acids. Gene Ontology annotation, molecular function: xylosyltransferase activity; galactosylgalactosylxylosylprotein 3-beta-glucuronosyltransferase activity. The transcript has 3 exons.